CCGUGCGAGAGAGUGAGAGAGAAAAAAAGAGACAAAAGAAAAAAAAAGAACGAAACGAGAGAAGUUAAUCAGUGUGUCGGAGCGGCCUGUACAACAAAUUGUCACUCACUGAAAGUGUUGUUUGGAAUAUUUUCAUACAUAUUUACUUCUCUUUUUUUUUACUAUAUGGUGUUUGUCAAAGAGUAGAUUCAGAUUCAGAUUCAUUUUUUAUUGUGAAAUCAUUCUUUUGAUAGUUUAUUCUCGCGCUGGGUCGAACGAAUCAAAACUUGUUGUCAGUUUUGUUUUCGACAAGAAAAAAGAAACGAAAUCAGUUCGGUGUUGUUAUUGGAUUUACUGUCAAUUUGUUGGCAUUUCGUUUGUUUUUCUUUCUUCAUUUUGGGCUAAAUAAUUUGACGAAAUUAUGGGUGCAGGAAGUAGUGUUGAAGUUCCUGGUGGUGGCACUGAAGGAUACCAUGUGUUACGUGUGCAAAGUGGUUCACCGGCCGAAGCAGUUGGAUUGGAAGCAUUUUUCGAUUUUGUCAUUGCAAUCGAAAACAUUCGAUUGGACCAAGACAAUGAUACACUCAAGGAAUUGCUGAAGAAGAAUGUAAACAAACCCAUACGGGUGACGGUGUACAGCAGUAAAACGCAAAAUGUUCGCGAAAUUGUGCUUACCCCGAGCGAUACAUGGGGUGGCCAAGGAUUAUUAGGCGUUUCAAUACGGUUUUGCUCGUUUGAAGGUGCCAACGAAAAUGUAUGGCACAUUUUGGACGUGCAUCCAUCGUCACCGGCCGAAGAGGCUGGAUUGAGAUCGUUUACCGAUUACAUCAUUGGUGCCGAUUCCAUUUUGCAUGAGAGCGAAGAUCUCUUUACAUUGAUCGAAUCACACGAACAACGACCACUAAAACUUUAUGUAUAUAAUACAGAUGAUGAUACUUGUCGUGAUGUCACCAUUAAACCCAACUCCAAAUGGGGCGGUGAAGGUAGCUUAGGUUGUGGCAUUGGAUAUGGAUAUUUGCAUCGAAUACCGAUCCGUUUGCUGCCCGACGAAAAGGGUGCAACAGCGAAUAAACCAUUUUUGGGUACGGCACCAUCACCAAUUUCACUCCCAUAUGUUCCGCCUUUGGCCAAUACGUUUGCCUCAACGAAUGUAAAUACAAUACCAAUGGUACCGAAUACCGGUAAAAGUGAUGCAGAAAUCGUCUUUGCCGGCGUAUCCAAUUUGAAUUUGAAUAGUGCGGCGACCGCACCAACGGCACCGUUGCCUACGAAUUUAAUGAAUGAUCCACAAUUGCAACAGCCGCUACAACCUCAACUGAAUGUGAUACCAACAUCACAUCCACAGCCACUAAUUGAAGUGGGCUCGGCUGCCACUGAACAAAUCGUUCAACAGCCGUCGUCACCACCACCAACGAAUUUAACCUCGUUGCCGCAAACAACAAAUUAUCAACAUCCGCCCGUGUUUGCAUCCGUUCCACCCACUAGUAUUCCUAGCCUAAACGAAUCAUUCAAUAUUCCGUCGAUAACUCCAAGCAGUGUACCAGCCUCUAUUUAUCAAACAAAUCCCGUACAAGCUAGUGCAGUUCCGACAUUCAAUCAAUUUGCUAACGUACCUCCGCCAUCAUCGAUCGCCAAUUUACCCGGUUUAGAUUCGGUAUUUGAGCCCAGAUCAGGGGCUCCACCACAGCAAUAUUCCCAAGAACCACAGCAACAACAACAGCAGCAGCAGAAGCAACAGCCUCCGUUUGUGUCACAGCCACCGUAUACAUCAUCGGCAAAUGAGAAUCUAACGUUCGCACAGAAUGCGCCAUCAUUGCAAACGUAUUCAACGUAUCCACAGGUACAGCAAGUGACAACACCAAUUUCUCUGCCUGGUAUGCCGCCGAUCACUGUAAGCGCUACGAUUCCAUCGCAACAAUUCUACAGUAUGGGUCAAACGAUUGCGCCACCAACAUCUCAGUAGAAACGAACCGAAGAGAAAGAAACAAACAAACACCCGAUGACGGCGAAAUUGGCAUUUUAAUUAAUUAAUUUUUUUUUUCGUUCGCUUAUCUAGUUAGUUCGGCAUUGUUAAAUACUGUUUAAUUUCUUGCAACAACAACAACAACAAGAAAAACUAUAGAAUUCUAAGAUGGAAAUGCAUGUGCAAGUGGGCCGAAUAGCAAUGCAAUUUAUAAAAUGGAAGAUUCUUCUGAAUAAACCUAGAAAUAUAUUGAUAUUCAUCAAAAUCAAACGCAAAAUCGAAAUAAAACUGUGUACAACACAAUAACCUACAACACCAGAUCAAAACGGGACGAUUCGUCUGCUUCCCACAUAAUUGAAUCUUCUCACCGCAAUUCUCAAUUGCACAUUUUACAUAAAAUAUAUAUAUAUUUGUUUGAAGAAAGGAGAUAUUCUAUCAUAUUUUUUUUUUCGUUUCGAAAGAGCAAAGCAACACUUUGAAUAAAUUUUAAUAAUAAUAAUUUAUAUUUUUUAUUUUUUUUUCUCCUUUUUUCGUUUGCUCUAUUUUGUCAUUCGGUUUUUAAGCGCGGAAAUUUUUUGGCCAAUUCAAUUUCUUCAAAUGAGCUGGUCAAAAGAAAGAAAAGUGCGAAUACAACAACAAAAAUGAAACACAUGUACGUAAGAAGAAAAAAAAAAGAUGAUCGGCAUGUGAACACGAUUGUUAUCUAGGAAAAAAACAAAUGAAUGCAUAUUAAACGUGUAAGGCAACCACCCCCCUAAAUUUCAUAUUCGUCGAGAGAAAUAAAGAAAAUACAAUUUUUAUUGAACCAAA
This is a messenger RNA of Sitodiplosis mosellana (orange wheat blossom midge), 2752 nucleotides long. It is a transcript of the gene Grasp65, whose product is annotated as Golgi reassembly-stacking protein 2. Gene Ontology annotation, biological process: Golgi organization. The record is from RefSeq and is a predicted model, not a curated record. Bases 401 to 1942 code for a protein of 513 amino acids. The transcript has 5 exons. Lineage: Eukaryota; Metazoa; Arthropoda; Insecta; Diptera; Cecidomyiidae. Gene Ontology annotation, molecular function: protein binding. Gene Ontology annotation, cellular component: Golgi apparatus.